Molecule: messenger RNA, 400 nt
Organism: Babjeviella inositovora NRRL Y-12698
Lineage: Eukaryota; Fungi; Ascomycota; Pichiomycetes; Serinales
Exons: 1
Coding region: 12-170 (52 amino acids)
Source: RefSeq, a predicted model, not a curated record
CUUGCUUUGAUAUGGCGGUCUCGGGUGGCUGCAAGGACAUUUUAUGGCGAUUUUCAGCUAACGUUCUGUCAGUGCAACGGGUGUUCGGCGACCUGCAGGAAAACAGUUGUGGGGCUGCAGAAGAUAGCGAAACCAUCUGCCGUUUACAUCGGCAUAACCGCAUUAUUUGAUUUAGGUAAUAGUUUAAUUAUCCUAGGCAUAAGGAUAGCAUGCUAGCAACAGUCUAAGGUUCUGUACCAUGAUAUCAGUGUUAGCACCUUCACUAUCGUGAUUCUCUUAAGAGGGCCUUCGGCCUAUCUUCUAUCAAACCCAUCCUUCCCAAGUCAUUAGAUGUAUGUUGUACCAGACUCGUCCAUGACGGAGAAUAAUCACAAUGAAUGGGUCACUCGCCUAUGCCCCA